AUGGAGAACGUUUUUGAAAGUAGUAGUCCUAAAAAAGACAAUAGUUUGUCAUAUAUGGGAUCUGGUUCUUCAAAACAAGCAAAUACACUUUCAUCUAUUAAGUCUAAAAAUGUUAAGAAAUUUUCUUCAAAAAAUAAUAAUUAUUCAUUACGUAAUCGUAGUGCUAGUGUUGGAAAUUUAAAAGGAAAAAUAAAAAAUGAACUUCCUAAUGGUAGUCUUCAACGUAACAGAUCUGUUUCAAAAAAGGAAAGAAAUAAUAAUAAUAAUUUAAUAUCUGAAAUAAUAAUUCCAAAAUUUGCUAUACUUUCAAGAAAUUGUAUAUCUACAAAUGUCAGAGAUCUUGAACAAUUAGACAUUAUAAGUUCAAAAAUUUUAAAUGACGGUUUGGGAAUAAUUUUAUCAUUUCGAUUUCGUAAUAAUUAUUUUAUUGAUAUUGUUGAAGCAGUUACAGAAAAUGAAAAACUAUGGUGUAUAGAGAAUGUUGAAUUAUUAAUACCACAACUAUUAGCAUUAAUAAUGAGUAAAAGUAUAAAAAAUAAGAGAACAUCAUUGAAUAUUAUACAAAGAAUUAUCAAAGAUUUUUCAGAUGCAAUUUCUUCAAAUAAUAAAGUUGGAAAAAAAGUUAAAGAAGGUUUACUUCAAAUACUAGUCAAUGAACCAAUGAUUUUGAUAAACAUGGAUAAAGCAUUCCAAAAAGAUAUGGCUUUUUGUAUUUUCUCCCAAGAGUCAAUUAUAACUCCUUUUGAUAAUAAAAAUAUAAAUGCAAUUGAUUUUAUUUGUGAUAAAAGUUUUUUUGAAGAGUGUACUUUAGUACUAGGACAAUGUUGUAAUAAAGUAACAAAUGAAUUUCAAACAUUUCCCAAAACAAUUGCGAAUAAAAAUCAGGAAAUGUACUUUUAUGAAUCAUGUGAAACAUCUUUUGCUCAAUGUAUACGUUUAAAAUAUGUUGGAUUUUGUAAUGUAUAUUAUCAAUUAACACAAUACUUACCAAUUUAUAUUAGAAGUCUUUUAAAAAGAAUAGGAGUAUAA
Molecule: messenger RNA, 1029 nt
Organism: Strongyloides ratti
Lineage: Eukaryota; Metazoa; Nematoda; Chromadorea; Rhabditida; Strongyloididae
Exons: 4
Coding region: 1-1029 (342 amino acids)
Molecular function (GO): microtubule binding
Source: RefSeq, a predicted model, not a curated record